Messenger RNA from Mucor mucedo, 2584 nucleotides. RefSeq names its product WD40-repeat-containing domain protein. Gene Ontology annotation, cellular component: small-subunit processome; 90S preribosome; t-UTP complex. The transcript is spliced from 4 exons. Gene Ontology annotation, biological process: maturation of SSU-rRNA from tricistronic rRNA transcript (SSU-rRNA, 5.8S rRNA, LSU-rRNA). Gene Ontology annotation, molecular function: RNA binding; protein binding. The record is from RefSeq and is a predicted model, not a curated record. Bases 180 to 2390 code for a protein of 736 amino acids. NCBI's taxonomy places the organism in Eukaryota, Fungi, Mucoromycota, Mucoromycetes, Mucorales, Mucoraceae.
ACUGUCUCCAAAAGAAAAACAAUAUUCUAUUUGUUCGUUUUAGCCAUUCAUGAAAUAAAUCAAUGCAUUUAAAAAAAAGUCACAAACAAAGGUCACAGAUUUUUUUUUCAAACUUUUCCCUUAACCUUGACAGAUUUCAUUAAAAAGUCUUUUCAUAACAAAAUUAUAGAUAAUAAAUUAUGGAAGUUCAUCGUUGUCGAUUUGUUGAAUAUCAACCAGCAGCUAUUAAUGCUUUAGAUUUUACCCCUUCUACCGUCCCAAAUACUCGCUUGGCUGUCGGUAGAGCCAACGGCAACAUUGAGAUCUGGGAUCCUACUUACAACUACAGACUCGAAAAGACUUUACCCGGUGGCGAAGAUCUUUCGGUUGAGAGUGUUGUCUGGGCUCACCAAAAUACUGUUGUCGAUGUCGAUGCCGAUGACACUCCUGAAGAAAUUGCUAAAGAAACCGAAUUAUUAUUACAAAAGCCCCCUCGUCUUUUUUCUUCUGGAUUGAAUCCCUAUAUUAUUGAAUGGGAUACUACCACCAUGACAGCAAAGAAAUCGUGUGAUUCUAACGGUGGUGCCGUGUGGUGUUUAGCUGUCAACAGCAAAGGUACUCGUUUAGCAGCUGGUUGUGAAGAUGGUUGCAUUCGUAUGUUUGAUAUUGCUGAUGGUGCACUUGAAUAUAUCCGUAGUUUCGAACCUCAAAAGGGUCGUGUCUUGUCCGUCUCUUGGGCUCCCAAUGAUGCAUAUAUCGUUUCUGGUGGUUCUGAUUCCGCUAUUCGUACAUGGAAUCCACUUACUGGUCGUACUAUCCAUCGUAUGACUGUCGCAAAGAACCGUAAAGACCAAACUUUAGUUUGGGCUGUUGCUGCUCUCAAGGAUGAUACAAUUGUUUCCGGAGAUUCACUUGGCACUAUGACAUUUUGGGACAGUAAAUUAGGCACAGUAAAGCAAUCUAUCCGCGCCCACGGAGCAGAUAUUCUUUGUAUUGCAGCAUCCAAGGACGGUAAACAAGUAUUCUCUGCUGGUGUGGAUCGUAAAAUCACAGCUUUCCGUCGUACAACAGGCUCAAAGAAUAAGAAGGCCGAUACAGUGAAUGAUUGGAUUAAUGUUGGAAGUCGUAGAUAUCAUUGGCACGAUAUUCGUGCGCUUGCACUUGAUGAAAGACCCAAAAUUAACUCAAUUGUUUCUGGUGGUGUUGAUGUUGAAUUAGUCGCUUGUCCUGCUGCCGAGUUCCCUAAAUUAAUCCAAAACAGAUUACCCCCUUUCCCUCACAAGUACAUUGUUUCCCUUUCAAAGUCACACAAGCUUAUCAUGUCUGCCUUCUUCAACUCCAUUUCACUCUGGAGAUUAGGUGAAGCCGAGAAAGUCGAGCUUAACGCAAAGAAUCCUUCCCUUCCUGAAAUGGUGCAACCUCAUCAACUUGCACUUGAGCUUAAGUUAAAGCCUGAUUGUAAUAUCACCUCCAGCGCGCUUUCUGAAGAUGCUAACUGGAUUGCUGUAUCCGAUGUGGAAAAUACUAGACUUUUCAGAGUCAACCAAGGAUCUGAACCUGGUCAAUUAGAAGUCAAGAAACAAAGAUCGUUUGAAAGAGAAUUGAAUAAUUAUUUAGGCCAACAUCAUGCUGCUCCUGGUGCUCAUCAUGUCUUGUUCACACCCGGUUCUGAUAAAUUAAUCAUUGUCACAGCUGAAUCUCGUAUUCUUAUUGUGGAUCUUUCAGCUUGGGAGGAAGGUAGAUUCGAAGUUUUACGUGAGUUUGGACACCAUCGUGGUUUGGACAGUGAAGGAAAUACAUCAGAUGAUUAUGCUAUUGCUACCGUUGUCACAAUCAAUGUCAGCUCUGAUGGACAAUGGUUAGUGACUGGUGAUGACGAAAACCGUAUUCAUGUAUUCAACUUAGACAGCUUAAAGCAUCACCUUAAACUUCCUCAAGGAAAUAUCCCUCAUACAGCAUUAUCAUUUAACGAAUUCCGACCAAACGAAUUAUUAGUUGCUUUGGCCACCAACGCCAUCUUUAUCUACGAUGUCGAAUACAAACGAUUAACAAAUUGGUCCAUGAGACACCAAGAUAUGGCUAAAUGUCGACUUUUAGAGCAAAGAGAUCGUAUUCGUGGCGCCAUUUAUAAUCCAGCCGAUAAAAACAAGAUUAUUUUAUACGGUAGUACAUACAUGUGUCUUUUGGACGCUGAAGAUAAACCCACCAAGAAAUCAGGAAAGAGAAAGAAUAACGAAAAACCAAAACCAGCUUCUGAUGACGAGAUUCCCGUUUCCAUUUCCUACCAAUAUCAACAAAUUUUGGCUUGUGGCUUCAUUGGUGAGAACCAAUUGGUCAUGAUCGAAAGACCCAAGUUUAGUGUCUUAGAAAAGUUACCACCUUCUUUUUACAAGGCCCAUUUUGGUGCAUAAAAUUUGUAGUAAUAUUAUAAUGAAAAUAAAAAAAAUAAUUGUAGAUUUUAAGUUUAUUUAAGUCCCUUUACAAAUGUAUCAUCCGCUUGUUCGAACGCUGUUAAUCCUUCUGCAUCAACUAAUGUUGUAUCAAUACCUCUGCUGAUCAAUAACUUGGCAACUUCUAAUUGUUCUGAUAUGCAUGCUAUAAAACA